AUGCGGCGAUUUUCUCUCAGAAAACACCGAGGCCGGGCGCUCCUGUCUGCGUGGAAGAGUCUGCAUUCCGCUCUGCGCAUUCGAGACCGGGCGGCAAGCGACACACAAGAUCUUUGCUCCUCGUCUUCCUCCUCAGAUGAUUUUUCCCCUGAGGACAACACCACGGAGCAGGCGCCCGCUGUGCUUCGACGCGCAGUGCCGCCGCUUCCGCUGCAUGCAAAGAACAUGCGGAAAUACCCGCCCGCGAGCUUUUCUGAAGGCCAAGAGCCGAACGGAGACUCAGAGAGGCCGAGGCAGGUCCAGGGACUCCUGUCUCCGACACCUGGGAAUAUGACUCUUGUUCGCCUGCAAUGCGCAGAAGCAAAGUUGUUGCGGAAGAGCCAAGAGGCGCUGGCACGGCUUCUGAGACGAAGCCAGGGAAGGAGAGAACUCGACGAGCGAGCGGCCGGGGAGACGGAGCACCAGAGGGAGAAAAUGAGGGGAAAGAAGGCAAAGGCUAGAAGCGAGGAGAUAAGUCGUGAAGAUGGGGGCGUGGAGUCUGAGCUGGAGGCGAAGAGCGAGAGGGAGGCUCGAGUCGCCGACACAAACGGGAGCGUCCAGGCGGCCCUUCCGACAAGGAAGAGCGACGAAGGGCGCUUAGAAGCAGUGCAUUGGACCAGAGGCGAGGAGGAGUCACGUGUACGUACAGAGGAGCUUCGCAGCUAUCUGCGCUAUGCCAUCUGCACGUUUCACCACCUCGAGUUGGAGACGCUGUUUUCUCUCUUUUGUCAGAAACACAUCGACUCCUUCUCAGCGCACCAGCUGCAGGAGCUGCAUGCUCUCCUGUUUUUUUCUCCCGCUGAGGAGUCGAGAGACCGAGGAGAGAACGGGGCAGCGCAGAGUCCCUUCUCGGACGGUGCAGAGCCCCAGCCGCAUGCAACCGACACAGAACAAACGGCAGCCUGCGAGGGGAAAGAAGACGCGCCAAACGAUCUACAAGAGCCAGCAGACGAGACGUCUGAAGACACGGAAGAGACGCUUGAAGAGAAGAACGAGAGGAAGAGGCGAGAGCGCAAGGCGGAGAAGAAAGCCAGCCGAAAUGCUUUCCUCUGUUCUCUCCUCAACGGCACGGCCAGAGCGGUCCCUCCGGCUCUUCGAGACAACCAAGUUUUGGCGCUUCUGCUCCACUACCUCCACACUGAGCACCCGCUUUUGCCUCAGAUGAAUCGCCUUCCGUCAAACAUCGAAAAAGGAAUCUCCCAGCCCGCACCGCAACUUUGGUGA
Neospora caninum is the source of this 1263-nucleotide messenger RNA. RefSeq lists its product as hypothetical. Bases 1 to 1263 code for a protein of 420 amino acids. Lineage: Eukaryota; Apicomplexa; Conoidasida; Eucoccidiorida; Sarcocystidae. The record is from RefSeq and is a predicted model, not a curated record. The transcript has a single exon.